Molecule: messenger RNA, 346 nt
Organism: Entrophospora sp. SA101
Lineage: Eukaryota; Fungi; Glomeromycota; Glomeromycetes; Entrophosporales; Entrophosporaceae
Source: the annotation of a GenBank genome assembly
AUGGAUUAUGUUGGUACUGGAUUGGGUUUCAUUAAAUCCACUUCGAAUGUUGGAUCAACCAUUUAUAAUAUAUUGGUGGGAUUAUUACAAGAUUUGGAUAAAGGAAUGUAUGGUAAAGUAAUGAUAUUUUAUUUGACCAGUAGUAUAUUGGCCAUAAUAGCAUCAUUAUGCUUAUAUUUUGUGUCAAAAAAAUGGUAUGAUAAUAUAUUGGAUAUGAAAGAAAGUGAAAGAAAAGUUUAUUACAAAGAAAAAAAUGAAAAAGAUAGGUUAGGUGAAAAUCGUAAAAGUGAAAGAAAAGUUUAUUACAAAGAAAAAAAUGAAAAAGAUAGGUUAGGUGAAAAUCGUA